Messenger RNA from Dama dama (fallow deer), 546 nucleotides. RefSeq names its product PRR23 family member E (gene PRR23E). Lineage: Eukaryota; Metazoa; Chordata; Mammalia; Artiodactyla; Cervidae. The transcript has a single exon. Bases 1 to 546 code for a protein of 181 amino acids. The record is from RefSeq and is a predicted model, not a curated record.
AUGGUGGCCUUUGCCAGGCAUCCUUGGAUGGGGCACCCCCCUCCAGCUGCCUCAGGGCCUUCCACCUGGGCUUGGGGCAUCUCCAGCUUUGACCCCCUCAUGGGGAGCCUGCCCGCAGGCCCUUGGGCUUCCAGAGUGUUUCCUUACCCUGUGGGGCCCCCACCUCCAUACUCCUCGGCCCCUCCAACUCUAGGUGGGGACACCCCCGAGCCCGGUGCCCAUCGGGGGUGGCAGACUCCGCCCAGCUCAGCCCUCCUGACUGCAGUGGGGACGCAGUCCAGAGCUGCUUCCCACGUGAAGAUGAUGCUCCAAGUCCUUCCAUCAGGAGGGGUGUCCAGGUUCAGCAUCUGGGCCCCCAAACCGCCCUGCAGCCCAGAACUCUGCCCUCUGCCCCUGUCCCCCUGUGCAGACCCCCAGCCGGAACCCCACGGCCCCCGCCCCCACCGCCUGCCCUCCCGCCCUCCCGGGCCCACCGCCGUCUCUUCUAGCUCUGAUGUGUGCCUGGAGACCACGCCCUCCAGGGCUCAGGGCCGUGGGGUCCAAUGA